AUGAACACGAAUCACGUACUCUCUGAGUUCAAACACAAGAACAAAUCUAUCACCUUCAGCAAGCUUAUGGUGAAAAGGAUUUUCAACGUGCCAUCCGGUGAUAGACCCGUGAAGCUUCUAAAGAAGAGUGAUGAACAUGAUCUUCGCAACAUUUACAAGGAGGGGAACAGGGCUCCAAUCGCCCAUGUUGUCAAGUUGCUCACUAGUUGCAGUGAGGAGGACGUGGAUAUGAUAAAUAGGACUUGGGCACUCCUUGCGUUGUCAACAGUUUUGUGCCCAGGCACGGGCAAUAUGGUGAACCUUGAGUAUCUUGCUUCCUUGGAAGAUAUGUCUUUGGUGCAUGAGUUCGCUUGGGAUGAGCACUUGUUGGCACGAGCGAUGGAGGAGGUUGGAGUCUUUCAAGAGAAGAAGAGGAUGCAAGCAAACGCAGAAAAAGAGUUCCAGAUUGCUUCAUGCCUCCCCAUGUUAGCGAUCAUAUACAUGGAUCAUGUUGAUAUCCCGGCUGGCCUCCCAAAUGAGCAUGCUAUUGAUUAUUCCGUGCCGAGGAUACGUUUUGUUUGCCAAAAGGAUUUUGAGUGGCUGGAUAAAGUUGACAAGAACAAGCUCACUCUUAUCCAACCUUUCUACGGGAAACACACCCAUCAAUCUUUGCUUUUCCAAUUAGUUUAUGGCAGCCUUCUUAUUUCCGCCACUCAUGUUUUGUUUUCCUAG
Molecule: messenger RNA, 711 nt
Organism: Triticum dicoccoides
Lineage: Eukaryota; Viridiplantae; Streptophyta; Magnoliopsida; Poales; Poaceae
Exons: 3
Coding region: 1-711 (236 amino acids)
Source: RefSeq, a predicted model, not a curated record